CUUUCUUACUCAUAUAUACAUAGUUUUCUCAGAAAAGGAAACCCUCCUAGGGAGCAAAUUACGAGCUUUCGUGAUACCUAUAUCUCUAAUUACUCGCAAUACCUGAUACUGCUUAUUCACCUCUAUUUUAAUGGACACACGGACUCUGGAGAUAACGGGGAUAUCUGCUGAUGAUCUUGAGAAUGUAAGGAGGUUGGGAAGUAGGAUGCGCACAUACGCCCUUGUGUGCACCGAUAAUGAUUUGUCGCACUCUGCAUCCACACAUGUUGACGCACAAGGAGGCUGCGAUCCAGUCUGGAACGACAAGUUACUGCUCACCCUCACCAAGGGGUCGCCCAUCGCUCUCAACAUACAAAUCUUUUGCAAGACGAGGUAUGGCAAGAAAAGCGUAGGAUGGAGUAAAGUGCCUCUCUCUGAAAUCUUGAAUGGAUUCGGAGCUCCCCAUGGCUUGCAUUGCCUCAGCUAUCGUUUGAAGACGGGCAAAGGGAGGCCUCAUGGUACCAUCCAUUUCUCUCUUCGUUUCUUACAACAUGUUAAUCCCCCUCAAUUCUUCACCAAUUCUCCAAUUAACUUCCACAGCAUGGGAGUUAUGAAAAUGCCUCUCGUAUUGAGCAGCAAAACACGACAGGGAGCGCGAGUUUAAGUGGCGUGUCGAUGGGCUAUCCUUCCUCUACUCCAUUUGCCAACGCCAACCACUUAUAUCCUAUCCCGCUCUCUGUUUAUCCACCGCCACACCACAAACAGAAUUAUGCUGUGUAAAUUAGCUGUUAUAUCACAGGCCUGAUAAACUCUAACAGUUAUCUGUCAUUUUGUGGCUUUAGCUGCUACUUUUGUUCAUCUCAAACAGCUUGAGAGCAGGUGUAGCAUUGCCUGCCGUUAGUAGAAGCCAACACAGUUGUUGUUUGAAGCAGUUUUAGAUUUGCUGCCCUUGUAAAUGCUUUCUCUACCCCCUUUUCUGUCCUCAUUUUGUUUUGGAACAAAUUUUGUAUUAAUAAUAGUCCAUCAAUUAAUUUGUAACUAA
Messenger RNA from Cryptomeria japonica (Japanese cedar), 1021 nucleotides. RefSeq names its product protein SRC2-like. NCBI's taxonomy places the organism in Eukaryota, Viridiplantae, Streptophyta, Pinopsida, Cupressales, Cupressaceae. Gene Ontology annotation, biological process: defense response. The transcript has a single exon. The coding region runs from base 131 to 643 and encodes 170 amino acids. The record is from RefSeq and is a predicted model, not a curated record.